Neodiprion virginianus is the source of this 2674-nucleotide messenger RNA. RefSeq names its product DNA-binding protein HEXBP-like. NCBI's taxonomy places the organism in Eukaryota, Metazoa, Arthropoda, Insecta, Hymenoptera, Diprionidae. Bases 150 to 1904 code for a protein of 584 amino acids. The record is from RefSeq and is a predicted model, not a curated record. The transcript is spliced from 10 exons. Gene Ontology annotation, molecular function: nucleic acid binding; zinc ion binding.
CUAGCAGUGGUGAGUGUCAGGGGGCUGGCCUGGGCGUGUAGACAAGGUAUUACCGAGUUAAACGUGGCGUGUAGACCGGGUGCUUCUUCGGAACUGGUAUCUAUUGUGUUCGGGGAUUCCCAAGAAUAAGCUUCUUCAGUUGUGUAUCGAUGAGAAAAAUGGACGAUUCGACGGCAGUGGUUUUUGACGAAUUAACUAAAGACAAUUAUAAAACUUGGCGACUGAAAGCCGAAGUUUUGUUAAGAGUAUCUCAUCUCUGGAAUUAUGUUGAAGAGAACGAAGAAUCAUUGAAGGACGCUGAAUUGUGGAUGAAAGAGGAUAAAAUAGCUAAAUCAAAAUUGAUAUUGCAUAUCAGCAGUUCGUUGCUUCCAUUGGUCGAAGAUUGCACAACUACUCGUGAAAUUUGGUCAAAGCUUGAGAAUGUUUACGGCAAUAAAGAUGAACAACUCGCAGCUUCAAUUAAUCAUGAAGCUGAAGCUGACGAUGAGGAUGCGAUCAUCAACGCUAUUGAAAAAUGCGUCGAAGAUUUUUUUAAUAUUAUCAAUAAUUCAUCCGAUAAAAAACUAUUGGAAGAUCAAAAAUCACUGAGCGCUACUUUUAGAGAUAAUUUACUCUCACAAUUGAAGGAAAAUAAUGUUAAAAAGUCGCUGGAUGAAAAAAUAAUCAUCAACGCUGUAAGUGAUUUCAUCGAUGUUAUUGAUCAAUUACCCAAUAUUAAGAUAAAAGAACAAACGAAUGAAUUGAGCUGUGAACUCGUUGAUAUUAUGCUGGUAAAAUUUGAUAUAAAUCCUCAUAAAAAUGACGAUAGUAUAGCAAAAAGUGAUGCUGUCAAAACUGAAGAACCAAAUGAUAAUGUUCAGAAAGAGAAAAAACGUGAUGGAAUUAGGAGCCAAGAUAUUUCAUUAGAUACUCCUGAUAUUGCGACAAAUGAGAGUGAAAACACUGUGCUAAAGGAAGUAAUGGCAAAGGAUAAAUUAGAAACAUCGAUUGAGAUCUACAAUAAAUUCCUGCUUUCCAACCAGCAGGUUGAUGAUGAGAGAGUGCCCCAUGCAUCAGACGAUCAACAUGAAUACAAGAAUUCAAUGCAUCCAUUAACACAUCUUUGCACUCCACCAACGACUCCGACUCCUAAAAAAACGUACAAGUGUGGAGUUUGUCGUAAAGAAGGACAUAACCGAACAACGUGUCUGCUAAACAGACCAGUCACUUCCGUACCAAAAUUCGUAAGAAUCACUAAAACUCCCAAAAGGUCAUACAGAUGUGGUGCAUGUGGUGACGAAGGACACAACAGAACUUCUUGUCCACUGAAUAAAUUUGUCACUUUUGCAUCGAAGUCUCCUGCUGGAGCUAUUCAAACUCCAAAGAUAUCACGAAAAUGUGGAAUAUGUCGUGCAGAAGGGCACAACAGAACGACCUGUCAGAUGAAUAAAUCAGCUGUUUCUGCGUCGAAAUCUAGUGUUCAGACCCCUAUAACUCCAAAGAUAUAUAAAUGCGGAGGAUGUGGCAAGGAAGGACACAACAUAACAACAUGCCCAUGGUCAAAAUCAGUUCCUUCAACGUCCAAACCUGCUGCUAUGAGUAUUCCUGCCAGAUCAUAUAUGUGUGGAUUGUGUGGAGGAGAAGGUCAUAAUAGAUCAACGUGUUCCCGCAAUUCUGUAACACCAACACCUUCGGCAAGAGCCUCUCCCAGAUGCAGCACCUGUGGCAAUGAAGGUCACAACAGUAGAACUUGCGGCCGUCGCAGCACUUCGUUAACGUCCGCUUUCAUACCUUCGUACUUGUACACACCUCCUUCACUGUCGUACUCAUCUCCAUCACCAUCUUACUCUGGGGGUGGUCGUCGUAGUUAUACGUGUGGCAAUUGUGGUGGUUCAGGACAUAAUCGAAGAACGUGCUCAGGCUAACUCACAUUCCAAGACAUCGACGUAUUAUUUUAACAUCUACAACUGUCAAGCGUAAAAUGAUACGUUUGUUUAUCGGUUGUUUUUUUUUUUUUUUAACAGGUAUCACUUCUGUUGUUCUGUCAACUGUAACACGAUACGUUUAAUUUUUCCUUGUUUUUUAAUAGUUAUUGCUUAUUCUUCUUUUUCAACAUAUAACGAAAACAGAUUAAUACCUCACAUUGGAAUACUUUGACGUAUUUUUUAACAGCUAUAAGUGUUGACUGUAAAACAACAUAUCCAGAGUUAUUCCUUUUUUUUUAACGAUUGUUAUAUAUUUGAAUAUCAAUCGUAAAACGAUAUGUUUAAUUAUUCCUCUCUUUCUAUUGGUUUCCAAUGUUUAUGAAUUAUGCUUUUUAUCUUUAACAUAAGAUAAGUAAUUCAAUUUUAACUCGCAUCUAUAUAUCUUUUUAAAAACUAUAUCAAGCUUAAAAUCGAGCUUAAAGUGAUACAUCCAUACUUAUUUCUCUUGUCAACUAUUGAUGAUCAAUUGUUCUAUUAAGCCUAAAACGAUACGUUUCAUCAUUACUUUUUUACAAUUGUUAUUGCUUAUGCUUUUUUUUCUUUAAUACAUAAUGAACAAUGUGAAUAUUGAUUUGCAUCAUAAAGCAUUUAUGUAUUUUUAACAACUACAACUAAAACUAGAGUAAUAGGUUUACUUUUUCCUUUUCUUUAUGCAACCUUAUGGUCAUUGGUUAUUAAUUUUUCCCUAAAAACUAACCAAACGAAAAGUA